UCCCACGACGCAGACACGCCACGCUCCGCUCCGCUCACUCCCUCCCUCUCUCCCCAAGCUCGCAUCCUGUGCUUUUCGGCUCAAGAUGGCGGUGCAGGCAGCAGAAAAGGACGGAAUAAACAUGGACGGGGAUCACACGCUGAACGACUCACUGGAGAACCCCGCUCUGAUCUCACCCGACAAGGAGGAUUUAUCCCGUCUUUUGGUGGGGUGGGGGUGUUGUGCGCAGACGGUGCCUUUCAGCGGGCGCAUCCGCGGCGGAAUGCGGCCGGGGAAGAAGAUCAUAGUGAUGGGCAUCGUCGAUCUGGAGCCACACAGCUUCGACGUCAGCCUGACCUGCGGACGGGAUUUGGAAAAGGAUGACCCGCCGUUCGACGUGGCCCUGAAACUCACCGUUAGCUUCAGCAACCGGCAGUUUAUGCGGAGCGCCCGCGUCUCAGGGAAAUGGACGGAUGAGGAAGCUUCCACCUCCUACUUCCCUUUCAUCCCUGACCAGCCUUUUAGGAUUGAGAUCCACUGCGAGCACCAGCGCUUCCGGAUAUUCGUGGACGGACACCAGCUCUUUGACUUUUAUCACAAAGUGAAAUCCUUGUCCUCAAUCGACACAGUACGGAUACAAGGAGACCUACAGAUCACCAAGCUCGGUUAACGCUCCCUGCCCUUCCCACUCGCAGGAGAUCUGUUUUGUGUGUGAAGCAAAGACUUAAUCACAAAUGACCGCACACACACUAGCGCAUUACAUCGUCACCGGUAAGCCGUUAUGCAGCGCUGCAGCAGCAUUCCAUGUUGGGGGUAAAAUAACUCUCUAGAGAGGACUAUUUAGGAUUUUUCAGCUUUUUUUUCUUCAGCUGUGAGGAUAUAAUGCGUUUCUACUCAUUUCUUUCUUUUUAACUUUAUAUCCAAUCAUUUAAUUUAAGCUCUAAAACCUUCAUAAGUAAAAGCAAACCUCUAAAAUAGAUUGUUUGGGAGGAAACUUUGAGUUCAAGAUUGGAAAAUUACUGUUUUGAUUAUGAUCUACGCUUUCAAGGAUGCUUUAAUAGAAAUUAUUCUUCAGAUGAAAAAAAAUAAAUCUGCUCAUAUUGUUCAAGAGUCAAGCAAAUUUACCAGUAACUGCUGCACAAUGAGGUUUACUCCAGAUAAAACUGUCAGUAGAAAUAUCACUGUCCCCCCCCCAACCCCCUCGAGUGUUUGGAUUUAGUUUUAUUUCAAAGCUCAGAGAUGUCAAUUCAGUUCAAAUUUAAAGUCUUAUUACUGCAGAACUAAAACUUUCUGGCCUAUUUGUUACUUUUCCGCCGUUGCACUUUCAACUCUUGUGCUCUCCAUGAGGUCUAUCCUAGUUUACGUGAUGAUGUGCUGCAGCCUCCCCGACCUAAAUACCUAAAAACCAGGAUUAUAUUGAGACGUCCCAUAUUGCUGUGUGCUGCGUUCGCAGGCAGAGUUUUAGCGACUCCUGCUAAAACAGAUGGAAACAUAAAAUCAUGUUGAAAUGACUUAUUUUGUGUAAUUGGCUUAACUUCAAGAAAUCCUUCAAACCUGAAAGCAGGACCACGUCGUUGGCGGUACUUUGAAUGUAAGAUGUGCAUGUUUCCAUGGUCGUGCAGACAGCAUAGCGAUGUACAUAACUAAUUUAAAACGUUUAAUAGUUCAAUUGAUUUUGCAGUGUGGCUGUCGAUGUCACAGUUCAGGAACGUGUGUUUUUAUUUGUGUUUUCUGAAUCAUUCCACACCAGCUCAUAGCGAGGGAGAGCUUUAAUGUCACCAGCAGCUCCUUCUGAAGUCUUGCUAGUAACAAUGCAACGCACCAGUCUGUCACUAUGACUGUUCACUACGUGCAGAAGAUCCCUUUUUUCCCUCGGUUAUGACAAUUCUGCACUAAUUGUUGUAGAAAAACGGCUAAAAGUCGUACUUCCUGUUGGUGCUGCUACUGCUCCUCUUCCAGUAUUAACAUUGUUACAGAGUUGUAAGUUCCUGCUGAAGCGCCAUUAAGAUGAAAUGUACUAAAAUUUCACAGAGAAAGCAAAGGCUGUGGGUUGCCAGGUUGGGACACGCUGAUUAAAAUAUAGCAUAUUUUGUCAACCGUCAUGUUACUGAGUGAUCAAUUAAGUUUAUUGAGUAUUACUUUAUUGCUGCAAUAUUUACUAUAUUUAUUUGGUUAUUGAAGUUGAGGCUGUUGAAUACCUCCGGCUUUGUAAAGUCAUCAAGUGGUGUUUUUGUUACAAUGAAAUCUGAUCUGCAUGAACCAGCUGAAAUGUUUUUUUUUGUUUUUUUUAAUAAUCUUGCUCGACUGUCAUGAAAUAGAUAAUGGUAACUUCAAAUAACCAGUCACAAAGCCCAUCUUUUGCUGUGGAUAGACCAAAACUGAUAGAAGAAAAAUUGUCACUGAUUGGUGACAUUAAUCUAGACUGAACCUCUCUGAGGCCUUAUACACACGUAGCCAGGUCUUUAUAAAAACAAAUAUCUUUGUCACAUUAUUUAAAAAAAUCUUGUACACAUGAAAUCUGUUUUCUGACAAGUUUUCAUCCACAUUAACUUGCAUAAAUAUGCCUCUGUGUGUUGUUUUAAACAUGCCAGACCCACAGGGGGCGGUGAAGUGCUAAGCUAAAACCCAUGUCGGCCAAUCAUAUUGCUUGAAAACAACCACAACUUCCUGUUGGGGAUUAAACAUGGCGCCAGGAGGUUCAUUUUUGUGGAGAGCUAUGCAGGUUGAACUACUUUUAAAUCGUAUUAGAACAUGAAGUUAAAACACAAGAUGAUGUUGAUUUGGAAUCAUUUCAAAGCGAGCAUGUGGAUAUGUUGACUCAUGAAUAAUCUGGACUCUAAAUCUCAGUUUCACAGACAAAUAUGAAGUUUUUUUUAAACGUGGACUUUGGUCUGAGUUUGUAUAAAUGCGUGUCUUUUUUGAUAUUAAACAGUUUUUGUGAGGGAGAAAGGCCAAAAUUAAUAAAAAAUUUUGUUUUUCUCAAUAUCCGGCUAUGUGUGAACUAGGCCUAAAAUUCAAACAAAACUAGAGAACAAUAGGUUUUUUACUUGUGAAGGAUAUUUUUAGGAAAAUUUCAUAGAAAGAAAUUUGCCACAAAUUUGACCUCUGACACCAUCUAGUAUACUCCACGUUGAUCACAAAGAGUUCAAAGGUCUUUCUGUCGUUGCUGCUGUGAAUCUGGAGUAAGCCAUGACAUCUGUGCCCUAACCGACGUGCUGACUUCACUGCCUAGAACUUCAUCCACCAUAUCGCUUUUUAGACAUUUUCUUUCUCUCCUCAUGCCCCAUCCAUCAAAAUCUCAAUGUAUGCACUAACUGUUCAUUCUCCCCCUACUGUAGCAAUAAAUAACGUUGCUGCUGUGUGAUCGAGGUCUGCUCUGAGGCAGAGUGCCUCUUUGAACCGGGUCUUUCCUGAGUUCAGUCCUUGUUCUUCGCUGGCAGGCACUCGUUUAUUUUGGACACAAACAGGAAGUGCGCGCGAUGUGGUAUGCGAGUGUGCCGAGAGGUCAGAUCAGAUCUCUACAUGAUGUGCAAAUGGGCAUUGAUGGUGUUUGGUAUACUUUCUUCUGUCUUUUUGUUGUUUUUUUUAAGUUUACGAACAAUGACCAUUGCUACUGCCUCAACGUGUUGAUAUGGUCUACGUGACUCGGUGGUACGGUGCUGGUGGUAGAUGUGUGUUCAGUUCAGUGUCAUGUUUGUUGGUCCCCGGCUGUCGCGCUGUUUUCAGAGUUGACUGCUGCAGGAAUUAUGGGGGAGGGAGAUAAACAAUUGAGAAAUUAUAGCUCUGUUUAUGUCAAGCUUUCUCAGCAGGGACUCUCUGCGACAGUCGCAAUCGGUCAUUUGCAAGUUUGUUUGCUUUUUUUCUUUAGUGGGUUGUACUAGGCACGGGUCUAAAUCAGAUUCUCAUGGUAUAACAUUGCCAGAACCAAAGCCUUUCAACAUAAAAACAAAUGCAUAACAUUGCUUUUAUUUAACACAAAAAAUAUUCCUACUGUUGCUAAAUAGUGGAACAUAUUACAAGUUUAAUAACAUCAAUAAUAAUUUCUCGUUACACUGAUUUCAAAAGAAAGACCUGAGCAAGAAACAGACUCCUGAAAUUAAUGCUGAUCUUGGUUGGAUGGAUCUUUUUGGGUAGGAUUGUCAGUCUUAAAAGAGGCUUAUUGUGCAAAAUUCGUAUUCUGCACUUUUUGUACUUCCAUUUGAGUUUCUCCUGCUUCUAAAAACAGCACAAGUGCUUUGGGGUGAAAAAAAUCAUCCAGAUGUUUUUUGCUGUCUGGAAAAAUGACCCGUUUCAAAGUCCUCCACAAAGUAACGAUGCAAAUCAGCAGGAACUGCGCCUCACCUAGUAAACCAAGCAGAACUCCAGCACGUUGAUCAGCUGGUUUUACCACUGUCUGCGCUGUACAAUGGCUGCUGGAAAAGAUGAGUUUUGUUGUUGACUCACCAUUCGGACACCAGUUACAGCAUUCUUGUUGGUUGUACAGGAGGCUCUAUUAAUGCUUUUCAAAGCUGUACGGUUGUAUAAUUACGCAUUUGUUUUGUUAUUUUCAUGUGAGUGUAAACGCUGAGUUGGAGGGCCUGGCCAGCAGUAGCUCAUUUGGAUUUAUAGUACAAAGAGGCCCUAAAACGCCUCAUUCUGAAAGGAAAAUGGGCAGAACUGACCAGACUGAAAAAUGUAAGCAAAAAAUAAAAACUUUUUUUUUUAAUAGACCUAUUCUAACCUGUUCACAUAAGGCACCUUGAAGUGUUAAUCAACGCUUCUUUAUUUGCAACUCCGUUACUUUAUAAAAGUAUUUCUAUACAGCAGAAAGAAGAAAACACUUGACGGUGUGCAACAACAGGUGGGAGAGGGGCAGCAGCUCCAUCACAGCCAAACCCAACUGUUGCACCUUCUCGACCAUCUCAUUGAAAAGAAAAACGUCAAACUGUUACAAACGGUAUUCAGGAAACUUUAGCGUGUUUUUUAUUUUUUUUUAUUUUUUUUUUUACCUUGACCCUGGUAUCCAUGCCAUGCUUAGGUUGUAACCAUGUCUGCAGUGCAUGGUGCACAGCACAUAGCAACUUUGUAGGGUACUCGUAUGUUCCUUCUUAGUUCUGUUGCACUUUAGCCCCACCUUCGAGACUCCAGGUUUGGUACGUGCGCUCAGAAAGCUUCUGUUCUGUACUUGUUGAUCUCCUUAUGAUCCCAUGAAUCCUCCACAAAGUAAUGGAAAGUGAACUCUGGGAAAUGUUAACUUUUUUUUUUUUUAAACUCCAGACUGUUCCAUUAUUUGCUCUACAAACCCAUUUAAAAUGGAAAAAUGUAACCGAAGAACUGAAUGUCUCUCUCUUUCUGAUUGUAACCGGUUUAAACCCGACCCGGCUCCUACUGCCGCCAGAAUUUAUUCCCAGCUGUGUUCAAGUAAGAAAAUCCACAUCUUAUUUUGAAAGCUUCCAGUUGAUAUGUGUGCUACCCUGUUUUUUUUGUUUUUUUUUUCUAGAUGUAGAUACUGGUGGGCGUGGCCUGAGGGGAUUUAUUUUGUACAUUCUAUGAAUGAGUUGCGAGGCAUAAAUAUGUGCGUGGCAGCUCGUAAACGGAACCGUUCUCCCCCUCUCCAGUUUCUGGUUUGGUCCAGCAUGCUGUCCAUUUUCUCUUCAUCAUUCAAUGUUUGUUGAGGCUGUUUACAGAAAAGUAUGAAUAAAAAUGUUCUGUUCCAGUACAUAAGAAAUCCCAACUAUUUCAUUAUCUAUGGUUGAAAUAGAUAUUGAAAUUGCUAAUAAUUUUUUUUUCCUUCCAGUUGGAACAACUUUCUAAAAGUGCUAGAAACGAAAACGGCUGUUGUGUGAAAUGCUCCAUCCCAUUUAUUUACAAAGUGUCCUAGUAGAAGUAGGCCAAUCUCUUUCUAAUGUGUUGUGUGGUUGUACAGGUCAUUUUCUAAUAAUUUAUUGUAACCUGCGGGAUCAGUGAGCCUGCUCUAUGACGCUGUCUAAAUAAAGGCAUACUGAGAAGUCACAGUU
Poecilia reticulata (guppy) is the source of this 5975-nucleotide messenger RNA. The record is from RefSeq and is a predicted model, not a curated record. NCBI's taxonomy places the organism in Eukaryota, Metazoa, Chordata, Actinopteri, Cyprinodontiformes, Poeciliidae.